CGUGCAACUCAAACCCGGCACGUGUUCCCUAGUCCUCUCACUCAGAUAAAACUCUCGAAGCGCCUAAACCGUUCUCUUCCUCGCAAUCUCUGAAACCCCCAUUUCUCCAAUUUCUCAACGCUCAGUUCCGCUGCUGUCACUGCUCGCCGGAGAUGACGAUCAAAACCAUAAAAGUCAGUAAUGUUUCCUUGGGAGCAUCUGAACGAGACAUUAAGGAGUUCUUUUCCUUUUCUGGUGACAUUGAAUAUGUUGAAAUGCAGAGUCAUGAUGAACGAUCUCAAAUUGCAUAUGUUACUUUUAAGGAUUCACAAGGUGCUGAGACUGCGGUAUUACUAUCGGGAGCAACGAUAGUUGAUUUGCCAGUUAGCAUAGCUCUGGAUCCAGAUUACCAGGUUCCCCCUGCUGCCUUGGCAUCAUCUGAAACAGAGGGCAAAGGUCCUAGUGGUCCUGAAUCUGCUCUACGGAAGGCAGAGGAUGUGGUCACAAGCAUGCUUGCGAAGGGCUUUAUCUUGGGGAAGGAUGCUGUCAACAAAGCCAAGACUCUUGAUGAGAAACACCAGUUAUCUUCAACAGCCUCAGCAAAGGUUUCAUCAAUUGACCAAAAACUUGGGCUUACUGAGAAAAUAAGUGCCGGUGCUUCAGUUGUGAGUGCCGGUGCUUCAGUUGUGACUGACAGAGUUCGAGAAGUGGACCAAAAGUUUCAGGUUUCAGAGAAGACCAAAUCAGCAUUUGCAGUUGCAGAACAGAAAGUCAGUACUGCAGGGUCUGCUAUAAUGAAGAAUCGCUAUGUACUCACUGGGGCUACCUGGGUAACAGGUGCUUUUAGUAAGGUUGCUAAGGCAGCUGGGGAUGUAGGACAGAAGACAAAAGAGAAACUGGAAAGUGUACAAGAGGAAGAAAAGCGAAAAGUAGAAGACCAGUAUGCACAUGUCCUUUCUGAGUCCCCAAAAGCUGCAGCAACAAGUGAGGUGCACUCUUCCAAGCCUGCUCCUGCUCAGGGCUUGAUCCUUUGAUUUGCAUCCUGUAUAUACCUUAUUUUGAAACUCCUGUGAAUUGUUUCCAUAUAUCAGCACAACUUUGAUAGAUUUUACUAGUUAUUGGACAGGUUUGCAGUUAUUUGAUUGACUUCUUAAGCAAAGAUAAACUGAAUUUCCCAGACUUAAAUGUUUUUUCUCCUGUUA
Molecule: messenger RNA, 1181 nt
Organism: Lotus japonicus
Lineage: Eukaryota; Viridiplantae; Streptophyta; Magnoliopsida; Fabales; Fabaceae
Product: binding partner of ACD11 1-like
Exons: 5
Coding region: 153-1013 (286 amino acids)
Molecular function (GO): RNA binding
Source: RefSeq, a predicted model, not a curated record